GGCUUGGACCGGGUGGCUCUGAGGUGCCCUCCUGGGCUUGACAGGCUUCGCUCAAGGCCGGGUGGCUAGCGACACAGAUCGGGCACAAAGCUGCUUUCCCGGGAGGCAGGUGUUGGGGGUCUCCAGAGGAAAACGGAGAAGAGGUCUAACUGCUCCCCCCAAGGGAGGCCUCACGGCCUGUUCUGGAAGCGCGGGUGGCAGCCCGUGUUCGGGGGCUCACCCCGGCCUGUCCCUCCGCCGGGAACCCGGGGUAGCGUUAGGUCCGUGAGUUCGCCGCCGCGCUCUUUGUUCCGUGGCCUAGGCUUUCCGGGAGGAGCACUUGCUGUAGAGCGGAGUAACCUCCUUGCCCAGGACCACAAAGGUGGGAGUCAAAUCCAGAGUUUAAACGUUGAGAUCGGAGGCUUCUUUGACUGGGUAUAAAGUUGUCACACCGAGAAGCGCCCGUGGACGUCGGCCACGACUUUUGUGAUCCGGACUUGAGGCUUAAUUACAUAUGGCCAGUUCCCGUGCAAAUUCCCUGUUUUCUGCUGUCGGCCGAAACACUGACCGUCAGACACCCUUCUCUGGGCACUCUUCACACAGUCUAUAUUUGGCCUGGGUUUUCUUGAAAGUUUCCCUUCUUUACCUCAUUUAAAUAAGUUAGAUAGGUCUUUCUUGCUUAAUUCAUUAGCAACUCCCUUUAUUGCUUGUGACCAUAUCACAGGAAGAGUGGAUGUGGGUGGAACCUAUCAAAUGUGCUCAAGUCCCAGUUCCACUUGCCUGGACCUAAGCAAGUUGCUUGACCUCUCUACCCCUGAUUUUUUUUUUAUAUGUAACUUGAAAGCUUUGAAAAAGACUAUCUUUCCAGCUAUUCCUGUUUAAAAUGUAAUUCUGUGAAUUAGAUAACUGCCCACUAUGCCACUUUUGCCACUCUUCAUCAUUUAAACCCUUUCUCCCUCCAUCUCUCAGAGGAAUGAGCUUUGAGAGUUGAAGGUGGGAGUCCCUUUCCCUGAAGCAGCCUGGGUUGAAAAAGAUGGUAGUCUCUGAAUUAUCUUUUUCCCUGGACAGGAAAAAUACCCUCUGAAUUAUCUUUUUCUCCUUAUGAUAACAGCAGAAACCAAGCAGCAACAACCCUUGGAGAGAGACUAAGUUUUCUUGACUUCUACAGUGACAGAGAGCUUGUGAAAGUUGGUACUUCUGGCCUACGCUGCCAUCAUCCUACCACCCAGCCCAAGACGCCCCAGGCUGGACAUUAGUGCCUCCCUCUUUAUUUCUCUGUGAUCAUCCAGAUCAGCACCUGACUGUUUAUUUUCAAAGCUCACAAACCCAGCCCCCAGAUCUUCAUGUUCUGGUUCUCAGCUACUAUUGAAGGACAGUGACUUGUUACCACCACAACAGCAGAUCCUGCCUUCCUUAGCAGAUCUCCAGUCAGCCCCUGACAUCACCACCCCCCCUCCCAACCCUUGUCUCCUCUCUUGGCCUCCUAAAUGCCCAUCUCGUUGGCCUGGGUUCAACUGGUGGUAUGGAGGGGUGCUGCCUAGCACUGACCUAGGAGUGUGUGUUACCCACUGACCCAAUGGACAUCAAAGGCCAGUUCUGGAAUGAUGAUGAUUCAGAGGGAGACAAUGAAUCAGAGGAAUUUCUCUAUGGAGUUCAGGGAAGCUGUGCAGCUGACCUAUAUCGGCACCCACAGCUGGAUGCAGACAUUGAAGCUGUGAAGGAGAUCUACAGUGAGAACUCUGUAUCCAUCAGAGAAUAUGGAACUAUCGAUGACGUGGACAUUGACCUCCACAUCAACAUCAGCUUCCUUGAUGAGGAAGUUUCUACAGCCUGGAAGGUCCUCCGGACAGAACCUAUUGUGUUGAGGCUGCGGUUUUCUCUCUCCCAGUACCUUGAUGGACCCGAACCGUCAAUUGAAGUUUUCCAGCCAUCAAAUAAGGAAGGAUUUGGGCUGGGUCUUCAGUUGAAAAAAAUCCUGGGUAUGUUUACAUCCCAACAAUGGAAACAUCUCAGCAACGAUUUCUUAAAGACCCAGCAGGAGAAGAGGCACAGCUGGUUCAAGGCAAGUGGUACCAUCAAGAAGUUCCGAGCUGGCCUCAGCAUCUUCUCACCCAUCCCCAAGUCUCCCAGUUUCCCUAUCAUACAGGACUCCAUGCUGAAAGGCAAACUGGGUGUUCCAGACCUUCGAGUUGGACGCCUCAUGAACCGUUCCAUCUCCUGCACCAUGAAGAACCCCAAAGUGGAGGUGUUUGGCUACCCUCCCAGCCCCCAGGUCAGUGGUCAUUGCAAGAACAUCCCCACUCUGGAAUAUGGAUUCCUUGUUCAGAUCAUGAAAUAUGCAGAGCAGAGAAUCCCAACAUUGAAUGAGUACUGUGUUGUAUGUGAUGAGCAGCAUGUCUUCCAGAAUGGGUCCAUGCUCAAGCCAGCCGUCUGUACUCGUGAACUGUGCGUUUUCUCCUUCUACACGCUGGGAGUCAUGUCUGGAGCUGCAGAGGAGGUGGCCACUGGAGCAGAGGUGGUGGAUCUGCUGGUGGCCAUGUGUAGGGCAGCUUUGGAGUCCCCUAGAAAGAGCAUCAUCUUUGAGCCUUAUCCCUCUGUGGUGGACCCCACUGAUCCCAAGACUCUGGCCUUUAACCCUAAGAAGAAGAAUUAUGAGCGACUGCAGAAAGCUCUGGAUAGUGUGAUGUCCAUCCGGGAGAUGACCCAGGGCUCAUAUCUGGAAAUCAAGAAGCAGAUGGACAAGCUGGAUCCCCUGGCCCAUCCUCUCCUGCAGUGGAUCAUCUCUAGCAACAGGUCGCACAUUGUCAAACUACCUCUCAGCAGGCAGCUGAAGUUCAUGCACACCUCACACCAGUUCCUCCUGCUGAGCAGCCCUCCUGCCAAGGAGGCUCGGUUCCGGACCGCCAAGAAGCUCUAUGGCAGCACCUUUGCCUUCCAUGGGUCCCACAUUGAGAACUGGCAUUCGAUCCUGCGCAAUGGGCUGGUCAAUGCAUCCUACACCAAACUGCAGCUGCAUGGAGCAGCCUAUGGCAAAGGCAUCUACCUGAGCCCCAUCUCCAGUAUUUCCUUUGGAUACUCAGGAAUGGGAAAAGGACAGCACAGGAUGCCCUCCAAAGAUGAGCUCGUCCAGAGAUACAACAGAAUGAAUACCAUCCCCCAGACCCGAUCCAUUCAGUCAAGGUUCCUGCAGAGUCGGAAUCUAAACUGUAUAGCACUUUGUGAAGUGAUUACAUCUAAGGACCUCCAGAAGCAUGGGAACAUCUGGGUGUGCCCUGUGUCCGACCAUGUCUGCACACGGUUCUUCUUUGUAUAUGAGGAUGGUCAGGUGGGCGAUGCCAACAUUAAUACUCAGGACCCCAAGAUACAGAAGGAAAUCAUGCGUGUGAUCGGAACUCAGGUUUACACAAACUGAGGGGGCCCCAGCCCUCGUACCACCCCUGUUCCCCCAGGACCCAUCUGCCCUCAUAAAAGGGCUCAGGAGCAGCAGACAAGUCUGCCCUGAGGAAUCAAGGGGCCAUUACCAAGGGGCAGGAAAAAGAUAGACGAGGCGGCCUUCCUGGUGGUGGUGGAGAUUGACCCAGGAACCACUCCACAUUUGGAUGGCCCAGACUGACUCCUUACCCUGGUUUUCCCAGUUGAACUUCACCCUGUUUGUAAAUAAAACAAUAAAAUGGAAGGUGCUGUGGA
This is a messenger RNA of Dama dama (fallow deer), 3666 nucleotides long. RefSeq names its product poly(ADP-ribose) polymerase family member 6 (gene PARP6). Gene Ontology annotation, cellular component: membrane; endoplasmic reticulum tubular network; nuclear envelope. Lineage: Eukaryota; Metazoa; Chordata; Mammalia; Artiodactyla; Cervidae. Gene Ontology annotation, biological process: endoplasmic reticulum unfolded protein response. Bases 1556 to 3391 code for a protein of 611 amino acids. The transcript is spliced from 23 exons. The record is from RefSeq and is a predicted model, not a curated record. Gene Ontology annotation, molecular function: protein serine/threonine kinase activator activity; NAD+ poly-ADP-ribosyltransferase activity; kinase binding.